AUGGCGGCGGCGGCGGCGGGCGGCCCCGCGGCCGAGGCGGCGGAGGGCCGCGUGCGGGCGUGGGCGGCGGCGCAGGCGGCGCGCGGGCGGCGCGUGGCGCUCGUGACGUCGGGCGGGACGCAGGUGCCGCUGGAGGCGCGCGCCGUGCGCUUCCUGGAGAACUUCAGCAGCGGGCGGCGCGGCGCCGCCUCGGCCGAGCGGCUCGUGGGCGCCGGCUACGGCGUCUGCUUCCUGCACCGCGCGCGCUCCGCCUUCCCCUGGGCGCGCGCGCUGCCGCCGCCCGGGCCCGCGCUCCUCGAGGCGCUGCGCCUCACGCCCGGGCCGCCGCCCGGCGUCGCCGCCGCCCCCGCCGCCCUGCCCGCGCUCCUGCCCGCGCUGCGCGCCUACCGCCGCGCCGCCGACGCCGGCGCGCUGCUCGCCCUCGAGUUCACCGGCCUCGCCGAGUACCUGGCGCUGCUGCGCGCCGCCGCCCGCGCCCUCGCGCCCUUCGGCUCCAGCGUCAUGUUCUACCUGGCGGCCGCCGUGUCCGACUUCUACGUCCCCACCUCGGAGAUGCCCGAGCACAAGAUCCAGUCCUCAGAGGGGUCCCUGCAGAUCACAAUGGAGAUGGUGCCAAAAAUGCUGUCUCCUCUGGUCAAGGAAUGGGCUCCGGAGGCAUUUGUUAUUUCCUUUAAACUGGAAACGGAUCCCUCGAUCUUAAUUGAAAAAUCACGGAAGGCUUUGGAGAAAUAUCGUCACCAGGUGGUGGUAGCGAAUAUCCUGGAGUCGCGGAGAACCUCAGUUAUUAUUGUAACCAAAGACUCUGAAACGCCAUUAUCUCUUUCUGACGAAGAGAUAGCUCAAGGCAUGGAGAUAGAGGAAAAGAUAGUGAGCUACCUUCAAGAUCAACAUACAGCAUUUAUAGAGAAGAAAUUCUGAGGAUCACCUCAUUCCAGUUCUGAAUGAACAAAUGAAAUUUUACUAGGGAGGGAGUGGAACUGGAACAGUUCUCUGUCACAGGUAAAUAGAAUAAUACUCACUAUGGGAAAAGCUGCCGUCCAAAACUGUAUAACUUUUCCAUAGCUUCAUAAUGGUUAUUGUGGCUUGCUUUCAAAAAGAAAAAUACACUGAAAUGAAAACAUUCCAAA
Rhea pennata is the source of this 1127-nucleotide messenger RNA. It is a transcript of the gene PPCS, whose product is annotated as phosphopantothenoylcysteine synthetase. NCBI's taxonomy places the organism in Eukaryota, Metazoa, Chordata, Aves, Rheiformes, Rheidae. The record is from RefSeq and is a predicted model, not a curated record. The coding region runs from base 1 to 918 and encodes 305 amino acids. Gene Ontology annotation, molecular function: phosphopantothenate--cysteine ligase activity. Gene Ontology annotation, biological process: coenzyme A biosynthetic process. The transcript has 3 exons. Gene Ontology annotation, cellular component: cytoplasm; nucleus.